AUGAAUAUCGAAACAGAUGGUGUGAGGCAACGCUUAAUCCACACCGCAUCCCAAGUUCUGAAGCUGCACGGAGGCCUUUUACCUGCUUCCCUUCUGGGAGAUGAACUUCGGCGUCAUUAUCCGGCACUCUGGAAAGAUUGGAAGUCGCACGGCGAUACAAGUUCUGGCGGCUUGCUGCGCUUGUUGGAAACUUGUGCAGCUGGCUUUUCUGUGGAGCGCCCAGAGCAGGCCAGAGAACGUGGAAGAGUGCAUCAGCCGCAUGAGAGGUCAGAGGAAUGUCAAGAACCUUUAGUGAGAUUGGUUUGCGAGGCGCAGGGGCCAGAGUGCACUGUCAAGGUUAAUUUGUCAGAGCACUCGGAGUUUCAUGAAUCAGUGAGGAAGGCCAUGGCCGAUCGUUUUGUGAAGCAUCCUGAAGGAAGCAAAGGCGGCUCAGUGCCGGUUGCUUGGCUGACAAUUGCUUGCGAAAAGGAGCUGCUUCGACAUAUACGUUAUUUCCCUCAGUAUGAGCAGGACAUGUCGCAAACUUCACCACACCUGGCAUAUCUUUUUGAAGGUAUGUUACCUGGCACAGUUACCUCGCAAACUCCCAAAGCUCUGAGAAAAACACGCAUGGCUUGUCGCUUGAUCGCCUUAAUGGCUGAGGCUCCGGGUACUUUUCAGCUGAACUCGCAGCCAAAUACGGAGACUGCAAAGGAUUUCUUGUGUGAUUUGAUUACGCUCAAGCAAUCUGGUAUGCCCAAGGCGUGUAACAACCCCUUAGAUACCUUAAGUUCUUUGACCAUGCGCCCCAACGCCAUUGGUGAAGGUCGGCGUGCGUGGCGUCGUGCUCUUCCUUCUGAGAUGCCUCGGAAUGCAUCAGAGCUGACCUCCAAAAUCUGCCGCUUGCCACAGGCAGAUGUGUGGGUGCUGCUUUUGCGUUGCCAAGGCACAAGAAGCAAGGAAGCUCAACUGAUGGUCUUGGAGUUUCAAGCUGCUGCCACAGGGCUUGGGGUUUGCGCAUCCAGCCUCCACGAAGUUGCAGUGGGCAUGUUUGCACUUGAGGUUUCUGGCCAGGCGGAGGCAAAGUUUCUCCAGUUGGCUCGUCACUUGACAUCGGUUCGCAGGCCACCUAUUCGACUCUAUCGGCCCGAAGCUUUCCCAACUGCUGAAGCAUUGGCACAAUACGUGCCAGAAAUUUUAACACAAAUGAAAGUCGAAUCGUGGUGGUUGGAAGUUGAGCUUCGGGAAACUCCGACCAAUCAUGCGUCAUUGCCACUGAAGCAUUGCCCCGGAGCAGUGCUUGCUCUAAAAGUCACUGCCCAUGUUGCCAAUGUGGCGAGUCAUACUGUGGAAAAACUACAAGAGUGCGAAGAGCGUGGCGAAAAUCAUUUGCAUUUGGUAGCUUUGGAGGCGAAUGGUGGUGCACUGCUGCUAGGACAAGAGGUGCCUGUAGAGCUAAACCAAGACGAGCUGCAACUGCGGCCAUGUGGCUUGCCUUUGGCGUGGCAUCAAUCUUGGCAAUCGAGACCAUUCCACUUUUCCGCUGGCCUGGAUUCUUGGGUUGCAAAUGCAGUUGUUUCCCUCGCCGCAAUGGAAAGCCAACAGUGUUCGGGCUUUGUCCCCAUAAACUUUUUGGACCCUUGCUGUGGAAGCGGUACCUUGGCUGCGGUUGCAGCCGCCUCUGGCGCGUUCACGCGUGUGCUUGCUCGAGAUGUUGAUGCAAAGUUUGUCGAGCGUGCCAAAGAGAAUUUUGCUUCGGCAGAUGCGCAGUCCCGCUGCAGAUUGAUUGACAUCAAUGUUCACGAUGGAUCCACCUCCUUUGGGGAGAUACAGGCGGAUGUCAUAGUCGUAAACCCGCCGUGGGGCUGGCGCAUUGGUUCCAGCAUAGCGUCAGAAAAAAUUAUUUUGAAUCUAUGUCAUGAGUUUCCCAACGCGGUGGUGGCAGUCAUUUGCCCAGAGAUACCACUAUCAGAACUUGUGGACGCACAUUUUGAAAUAAGAUGGAGCUGUCCUUUGGGCCAGAGUGCCGUUUGGAUUUUGGUACCAACGCGCCCGUCGUAA
Molecule: messenger RNA, 2040 nt
Organism: Durusdinium trenchii
Lineage: Eukaryota; Dinophyceae; Suessiales; Symbiodiniaceae
Source: the annotation of a GenBank genome assembly